Pocillopora damicornis (cauliflower coral) is the source of this 2033-nucleotide messenger RNA. RefSeq lists its product as uncharacterized. Gene Ontology annotation, molecular function: protein binding. Lineage: Eukaryota; Metazoa; Cnidaria; Anthozoa; Scleractinia; Pocilloporidae. The record is from RefSeq and is a predicted model, not a curated record. Gene Ontology annotation, biological process: signal transduction.
AGUGAUUUGCGCUGAGUCCUUGCAUUUGUUGUACGCUUUCUUCAUAAGAGUAUUCGCAAAAUGGUGUAAGUUGUAGAGCGAAAAGUUCCACUGACUAGCAAUGGAUUGUACAGAGGAAGAGGACACUCCUCGGCUUAGUCCGAUGCCGAGGGAUAUUCUGGCUCUGCCUGCGCGAGAGGUUCUUUCAUAUACGAAAAUUCGCGAUCCCUUGUCACUUCAGCUGAACAUGGUGGGCGCCUUGAAAAAUUGGAAAGACGUGGCCGAUUUGCUUGGGUAUUCUGCUGAGAGAAUCCUCGGUUAUUUCGCUCACAAUUCUCGACCUGGAUUACUGUUAUUGGAAGACUGGAUAUACAAAAAGAAUGGUAUUCUUGAGACACUUGUGAAUAUCUUGAGCGAACUGGAGUUUUAUUCUUGUCUGGAAGUAAUUCGCGAAUGUGUGGAAGAUUAUCAAAGAAAGUCUGGAACAGUUAGGAGGCAGAAUGAAGUUGAUAAUGAUGAUGAUGGGAUUGGUGAUGUACAGGGAAUCCAACCUGAAUAUGGAGGUUGUUGUGUAAGUGAGGACAGUUCAGUUGUUACAUCAACAGACUUAGAAUUUACAAACCACACUUUGUUUACGUCAUCUGAGUUCUCAACAACUUCAAGUCCUCUACCAUCCGCAGUUGCAAAUUUAAAGGAUAAGACUUCUGGGGGUAUAAGUGUGCACGACAAAGACCUGCAUGGGAAGAGUCUUAGUAGCACUAACUUAUGUGUACCAAGCAGAGUUGCCGAAGAAGGGGGCACCACUACAGGAAGGCCUGGACUUUUUAGGUAUGCCUCUUGGUCACCAGAUGCACAUCUUGAGAAUGAAGACCUGCUUAAGUCUAACCAAGGUGAAAAGGACUAUAUGCGUUCAAAUUCCCAUGAACCAAAGAGUAAAUUGAAGGAUAGGAAGAAAUCUUUUCGGAAAAAAAUUGCCCUUAUGUUUUCUACAAAGAGACACAAGAGAUCAUCUGAACCAUCUAACAAUGAAGGAAACUCCUCAUUGGUAAGCUCUGGUGAAUCCAACUCAGACACAUCCAUGGUGACGUCAUUCACAGCAUCACACUCUUACAGGGAAUCUGUCCAAAAUCCAAAAGAAAAUCUCUCUCCCCUUAAAGUAGAUAAGGCAAGGAGGUUGUCCAAUUCAGACAGUGUGAGCUCAGGAGAAUCUGCAGCUUCCCCAACAUCCCUAGGAUAUGAGUCAGGAUACACGUCAUCCCCAGAAGCUCCGAUAGGUUCUGGAAAAACCAUCUCCAUCAUUCACUGUUCGCACCUGGAAGGAAAAGCCUUUCAAGAGGAGGUUUCUAAAUUGUACUAUCAUUUUAGCAAAAACUUGGGAUACAAGUGCCAUUUGGACAAGCUGGAGCUUGUUGAAGUUGCUGAAAAUAUGUUCCGCUGGGCUAUGAAAAGUGUCCAGCAGAGUAAUUUUGUAUUCAUCUGUGUUUCUCCAGAACUGAAGAAAAUUUUUGAUUUGCCCUCCAAAGAAAUCAGUGACAGUCUUGAAGAUGAUGAGGCAUGUAUGGUUCGACUUGAAUCUGACUUAAUACUGGCUGAGCUUGCCACGAAUGCAAGCAAUCGAAAAGGAAAGUACAUGACAAUCUUGCUGAAAGGAUCAUCCAAAAGAGAUGUUCCAAGCUUCCUGAGCUUAUAUUUGAAGUACCAGUGGCCAGAUGAAGAACGGAGGAUCAGAUGCAUAAUAGAAGGAAAACCCGAGAUUGUUCCCGUACCUGUUAGCAGUGUCAAGACUGAUCCAGCCCCUAAGGUGGUUGAGCCUGCCAAAAUUCCAAGUUAAGGGACAAGGAAACAUAUACUAUUGCUGUACCUGUUAGAGUCUCACUUACAUUCAUCAUUUAGCAAACAGAAAAAGCCAAAGAAGUCACCAAUUUUUUUUAAUUGCAGAUUGAGGAUUGACUUACUUCAUACUUUGUGAAAGUAUGCAAAAUUAUGCAUAUUCUGUAAAAAUACUGUACUGUACUUGUAGAAAAGGGUAAGGAACCCAGCAUUGUAUAGAUGUG